GGGACACCUUCUGUAUAAGACACUCCUCCUCCAUUCCUUCUCUUCUCCACUUCUUCCUUCCUCUCUCUCUCUCUCUCUCACUCCAGCUACCCCCUAACCAUCUGCUCCUCCAAGACGAUACAAUAAAGAUGCGCUCCUCGCUUUUCCUGGCUGUUGCCUCCGCUAUCAUCGCCUCCGUCGCUGCUCACGAUGGCCCCCACGAUACCCCAGAAACACCCUCCGUCUGCUUGACCACGCCUUCCGACGCAUCCUGCUCGACUUACUCCAUCCCUAAUGCCACCAUCACCGAUGCCAUCGCCGAUAUCUGCAAGACCUCGUCCUUCCUCCCUGGAUGCUCACUCAACACCGCCUGCUCUGCAGACUCGACCCUCAAUGCCACCUACUGUGCUCCUUUGUCCAUUCUGGCCACGCUCUGCUCCGCUCCCGAUGACGGCGCCCUCACUGGUGCCGCCUGCACAAAGACUUACUCUGUCUUUUGUGCCUCCAACUCCUUGAUCCCCGCCUGCAAGUCCCAGCGUGCCUUCUCCGGCCUCCCCUCGGGCAAGGUCGUCACUGGAACGGUCUACUCAGUCUGCCAGGAAAUGCCCAUGAUGACCGACUGCAAGAUCUGUCCCGGCCCCGAUGCCACAACCGGCUACAGCAUCUGCGACGAGGUCAAGGCUUGGAAGGGACUCUGCCUGAGUAUGCCCGACAUGACCCAGUGCCCCUCCUUCAACACCAUGUGCAAGAACACAACCUUUGCUCCCUUCUGCGAUGCCAAAUACGUCUCCCCCAGCGGAAACAACGGCAGCACUACCACUACUACAGGGUCUAGUGCCACUCCUACGCCCAAUGGCCAAACCAAACCCAGCAGCGCUGGUGCUCUCGUUGGUUCCUGGAUCAUGACAUCGCUCCUCGCCGUCGUUGCAGGCGUCUCUGCCUUUGCUCUGUAAAAACCACACCCUGUAUUAAUCUCUUUACACAUAGUCUAUAGUACAAGCACUAAUAAUACUCAUUUUCAUA
Molecule: messenger RNA, 1002 nt
Organism: Gamsiella multidivaricata
Lineage: Eukaryota; Fungi; Mortierellomycota; Mortierellomycetes; Mortierellales; Mortierellaceae
Exons: 1
Coding region: 129-932 (267 amino acids)
Source: RefSeq, a predicted model, not a curated record